Messenger RNA from Cladocopium goreaui, 751 nucleotides. The record is from the annotation of a GenBank genome assembly. Lineage: Eukaryota; Dinophyceae; Suessiales; Symbiodiniaceae.
GCAGUGUGGGCAUAGCUUCGGCUGUCGCGCGUCCGCCGCCUGUGGAUAUGACUUCGAAGUUCCUCGAGAAUGUCCCGGUGGUCAAAAGCAGACCAAAUGGGAUCCCAAGGCCAAGCGUCCCAAAGUGUCGAAGUGCCAUUCCAAGCUCUUUGCAAGCCUGCCGCAUGAUGAGACGUGCAUGGCGGACUUUCAGGAAAUCCGAGUGCAAGAUGAUAUGCAAGCGAUGGGCGUUGGUGUUGUACCUCAAUCCUGUGCAGUGACCGUCUUUGGCGACCUGGUGGGUGUGGCCCAACCCGGCGACGCCGUAAUGGUGGAGGGUUUGGUCUUCCAAAGAUGGAGACCGACGUGGCAAGGGAAACGUGUGGAGGUCGAAAUGUUCAUCGAAGCGACCAAUGUCGAACGGCUGUCCCGAGAUGCGAGCGACUGCGGCAAAGUGAUGCCUGAAACAGAGGACACUUUUCGGCGCUUCUGGAGCGACUAUGGCCACGACGAAUGGCAGGGUCGCGCCGCAUUGGUGACAAGCACUGCGCCCUGGUUGUCUGGCUUGCCCGUGCCGAAACUGGCGCUUCUCUUAACGCUGGUGGGCGGCAGUGCUCAGGGAAGCACCCCGAGUUCAUCUGCCCGGGAGCGCGGAUGCUCCAGCUUACGGCAGUUUAUCUUUCAACCGAGGGGGCCCUCGGGUCAUUCAUGGUUUCGCAAAGCGCGCUUUGCAAUGGCGCUCUUCAGUCCAUUCUUCAUGCAACUUGGAUAA